AUGACAUUGGACCCAGCUGAAACGCUACAACUAUCACCAGCCGCAGGUUGUGAAGGUGAAGAUGCCGACGACAUCGCGCGAUCACAAUUAGACAAGUAUUACUCCGAGAUUGGCCUGUGGGGAAGCCUGCGUUGGCUCUUGUCGAUUGUCCUGCUCAGCGCCUCGGCGCGGAUUGUUGAUAUUGACUCGAUCCCUUCUCUUAAACCCUUUGCUAUUUUCAAUGUGGUCUGCGCAUGCAUCCAUUUGGUUACGGUUUCGCCGUUGCUGAAGCGCCCCCAUUCGGCGACCAAUCCAAGGCCACCCACAGUAUGGCUGGUCCAAUUUAUUAGCCUCAUGGUCUUGAACAUCGUCGCUUUGGCCCUCAGUAUUGUCAUGAUGGUCAUGGCAUAUGAGUUCAGGAAAGAGAAGCACCCGAGUGGUGGAAUGUGUCGUCACAAGGGUGGCCACCACCGUCCCUGUAUGAGUGACCGCAGCGCGACAUUCGACAUGUGCGUAUUGAGCUUCUGCAUCUCGAUCGCAAUAAUGGUGAGGUUCACUGCGCGGCAGAUCCAGGAACGUUAUGAGUAUAUCAUGGCUGCACAUGCCGCUGUUGAUUCAAUGACUGCAUGGAAGUCCUGUUGGGCUCAAUGGAAAGUAUUCAUGCGAGGUUGGAGGGCGGGUAUGGAGCAGAAGUGA
This is a messenger RNA of Clonostachys solani, 675 nucleotides long. The record is from the annotation of a GenBank genome assembly. Lineage: Eukaryota; Fungi; Ascomycota; Sordariomycetes; Hypocreales; Bionectriaceae.